This is a messenger RNA of Lagopus muta (rock ptarmigan), 6928 nucleotides long. RefSeq names its product cadherin related family member 1 (gene CDHR1). Gene Ontology annotation, molecular function: calcium ion binding; cadherin binding. The record is from RefSeq and is a predicted model, not a curated record. The transcript is spliced from 17 exons. Gene Ontology annotation, cellular component: plasma membrane; adherens junction; catenin complex. Lineage: Eukaryota; Metazoa; Chordata; Aves; Galliformes; Phasianidae. The coding region runs from base 1727 to 4324 and encodes 865 amino acids. Gene Ontology annotation, biological process: multicellular organism development; homophilic cell-cell adhesion; calcium-dependent cell-cell adhesion.
UAUUUUAUCUGUGGUUCAGUAUUAUUGUUAACAAUGAUGACAUGCUUAAAUCUGUAAUGGGGAUUAAACUGAUAUCUGCCUUCUGUACAUGCAUUCUCUCCUGCACAGUUUUCAGCACUGGAUCCUUGUAUUGUGAAUUCGAAUGCCUUGUCCCCUGAGCAUUGCAGGGUGCUGCUACAGCCAAACAUUGGUUUGAUGCCAUGCUUUUCCCAGCAUUGCUGUGUAAGAGUAGUCACAAUGGGUCACACCACGGGUGUGAUCUCUUCAGUGGAAGCUGUAAGAGGAGCAAGUUGACAUAAGGCAGAGGAAUGUUUCCCCUGGUUUAAACUUUUCAGCUUCUGUCAGGCAGUAAUUUAGUGCCUCCUUGAGCCAGGGUUUGCUUCUGUCCUGUCAUAGCUAUUACUCACCAGUGAGCCAUACCUUCAUGAGUCUGUCCCAUCUACACUGGAGACUUUCCAAGCUUUUUCUCUCUUUGCCACUCUCUGACAAGUUCCCCUACGGAUGGUGAGUUUUGCUGACACUAUCCACAGUGCUCUUUUCUGGGAGCACCACAGUUGAUUCGUUCAGGGGGCAAAGGAGUCCCCACAGGCAUACUGCAGGUCCAGUGGAAUCUGAAGGCGUACAAAUGCCAAAAAUGUCCCCCGUUGCCAAAUCCAGAGCUGCUUCCUGCUCCAUGCUUCUUUGUAUCAUUGGCCACCGAGCUGCAGUCGCUUCUGGUGCGUUAAAAGCACCGCAAGGGGGAACUCUUUGGUUAACUCUUCCAACACUUUUUUUCAUGGGCGUUGUUAGUCAAAAAGCAGAACCAAAACACCGUGAAGGCGUGCUUAAAGGACAAGUGCUUUGCCUCGGGUUACGCCCAAACAGCUAACGCUCUUUGUAUCACCACAGGGGGAGCUCCUUCCACCAGCCAAAAACUUGGUCAUCAACUUCCCACACCGGCUGCUUUUUAGCUCUAUAAUUUACUGUAUGAUAAAUGUAGAUCUAAUUAAAGCAGGCAAGUCUUAUGUAUAGAGAACCAAAGCAAGAAAGAAAAGCCAUUUUUAAAGUUUUUCCACAUUUUUAAUGAGUUGGUUAGAAAUUGCUUGCUGAAUGUAUGUUUCCAGAAAUUUAUACAUUUAAGAAUUUAAUAACUGUUCAAACUAACAGGAAAACAAGAAGAAAAAAGACAAUUCUGUAUUUUUAGUGUGCAAUUUUAAGUAUUUUCUGCCAUCAUAAAUGCGGUUUGUUUCCUUUAAGCCAGUAACAACAGUAUUUACUCUUUGCUGCUUGUGUUAGAUUUUCUUCCUUUAUAGUUUGUUGUAAUUUCUAUAACUGAAACAAAAAGAAACCUCUCCCAGUUCUUAGAAGCAGAGGGCUGGCUUAGGGAAUUAGAGACAUCAGAAAGAAAGCAACCUUCAGAUUCACCUUUUCUCUGAUUUUUUCACGUUUGGACAGUGCAAACAUGGCAGCUGAAUUUGUGAGAGGUGCACUGCUUCCUUCAAAUCUUGCCUGAGAAACGAGUCCCACAGCUCCCUGCAAAGUAAUUGGUCUAAUUACGUGGUAGGAAGGAGUUUCUUUAAAUUCCUUAGAAAUUAAGACGUGUCAUCCGCUUAACAUCUUAGCAUCUGUUACUGCCUCUUGCACAUUUCUCCACUGCAUCAGCCUGAAGGAUGCUUUCCUGGACAUUUCAGAGAAAAACAAUUAAAAUCCUUGAAACAGAGAAGAAAUUGUCCCCUUCUGCAGUGGGAUGAAGCAUGUAAGGCAUUUCAUCCCCUCCUUAUUUCUCAGUUUGGUGCACGUUUGUCUGGUUCAGGCCAAUUAUGCCCCCUAUUUCUUCGAUAAUGGAGCCAGGAGCACAAAUGGGAACAUGGCACUCCUCAGCCUUUCCGAGGACACACCAGUUGGUGCCCACGUUUAUACUCUGAAUGGAACUGAUCCGGAAGGAGAUCCUGUGACGUACGGCCUGACCUACGAGGCUGGAUCCAGGCGCUACUUUUCUGUUGAUGGGAACCUUGGAAACGUGACGCUGAUUGAGGAACUUGACAGAGAGAAAGAAGAUGAGAUUGAAGUUAUUGUCAGUAUUUCAGAUGGCCUGAGUACAGUUUCAGAGAAAGUGAGGAUCCUUGUAACGGAUGCUAAUGAUGAGAGCCCAGAGUUCAUCAAUACACCUUACAUAGUCCAAGUCCCAGAGAACUCUCCUUCUGGCAGCAGUAUCUUUAAGAUUGAGGCAGUUGACAGAGACACCGGUUCUGGAGGAAGUAUCACCUACUUCUUGCAGAACAUCCAUGCUAAUAAGUUUACAAUAGACCGUCACAGCGGCGUCCUGCGCAUCAAAUCGGGGAUCACCCUGGACUACGAGAAGUCAAGAACGCAUUUUGUUGUCGUGGUAGCCAAGGAUGGCGGUGGGAAGCUGAGGGGAGACAACAAAGUGUUCUCAGCCACAACAACUGUCACCAUCAACGUGGAGGAUGUUCAGGACACUCCCCCCAUGUUCAUUGGGACUCCCUACUAUGGAUACGUCUAUGAGGAUACGCUUGCAGGCUCUGAGGUCCUCACUGUUGUUGCACUUGAUGGAGACAGAGGAAAUCCAAACAGCAUUCAUUACUGCAUCGUGAACGGAAGUGAAGGUUCUUUUGAAAUCAGCAACACCACUGGAGCCAUUUCUGUUAUAAAAAGUCCAAAUCAGCUCAAGAAAGAAGUGUAUGAACUAAGAGUUCAGGCAUCAGAAGUCAGCCCAGAAGGGGAUGUCUCAGCAUACGCCUUUGCCAUGGUGACUAUAAGGGUGGUCGACCUCAACAACCAUCCGCCGACAUUUUAUGGAGAAAGCGGUCCCCAGAACAGAUUUGAACUGACCAUGUAUGAGCAUCCCCCAGAGGGUGAAAUCUUGAGAGGGCUGAAGAUUACUGUCAAUGAUUCAGAUCAGGGAGCCAACGCUAAAUUCAACCUCCGUCUUGUCGGACCCGGCGGCAUUUUUCGAGUCGUUCCCCAAACGGUCCUGAAUGAGGCUCAGGUUACAAUAAUAGUGGAAAAUUCUGCUGCUAUUGACUAUGAAAAAUUCAAGGUCUUAACCUUUAAGCUUCUUGCAAUAGAGGUGAACACACCAGAGAAAUUCAGCUCAACGGCUGAUGUAGCGAUACGCCUGCUGGAUACCAAUGACAAUGUCCCAAAAUUCUCCUCUGAUUACUACAUUGCCAGGAUCCCUGAGAACUCUCCAGGGGGCUCAAAUGUAGUUGCUGUAACUGCUACAGAUCCAGACUCUGGGCUUUGGGGAGAAGUCAAGUACUCUAUCUAUGGAACGGGAGCAGAUCUGUUCCUAAUCCACCCAUCGACGGGUAUAAUCUACACCCAACCCUGGGCUGUAUUAGAUGCUGAAGUGAACUCAAAGUAUAAUUUCUACAUGAAAGCAGAGGACACAGAUGGGAAAUACAGCUUGGCUGAAGUGUUUAUCACUGUGCUAGAUGUCAAUGACCACUCUCCAGAAUUCAAUGAAAACAUCCAGGAAAAGACGAUGAUCAUCGGGUCACCAGUGAAGAUAGAGGCUAUAGAUCAAGAUGCAGAAGAACCAAACAACAUUGUGGAUUAUUCCAUCAUGCAAGCAGAUCCAGCCAAUGUGUUUGAUAUAGACCAAAGCACGGGGGAAAUCAAGCUGAAGUCCUAUAUCCGUUCCCUGGACAUCAUCCACAACAUUACAAAGAACAAAGACUGCAUAUGGUCAUUGGUGGUGCAGGCCAAAGACCGAGGCUCCCCAUCCUUCAGUACCACAGCAGUUCUGAAGAUUGAUAUCACGGAGGAGACUCUUCACAAAGGGCCUAUGGCCGCCUUUUUGAUGCAAACUAAAGAUAACCCCAUGAAAGCCUUAGGAGUGCUAGCUGGUGUCAUGGGCAUAAUGGUGCUGAUAACUAUCAUGAUCUCUACUGCCAUGUUCUGGCGCAAUAAGCGGUCCAACAAAAUCAUGCCGGUAAGAAGGAUCAUAAAAAAGAGACAGACCCAGCCGUCCCGCACGGUGAGGAUGGAGUGGCUGAAGUUCAAGAGGCCUAGUAAUGCUGCGGAGAAGUUUGUCGUUGAGGAUGAUGCCAAGAGCCUGCAGAACGAGAACAGCAACAACAACGUCCAGGCAGCCCCUGUGCCCCCAGCCGCUCCCUUGCCCCCGCCGCCCCCUGCCCUGGCCGCCAGUGGGAACACCGCAGCGUGGCGGGUGCCAACUGUGUCCGGCUCCCUCACUCCCAAGUUCAUCAACAAGCAGCUGAAGAAGAGAGGUCAUAGCAGUGCACACAACGCCCUGGUGUCAGAGCUCAAAAUGAAGUUUGAGAAGAGAAAUGCAGCUAUGGGUGAGCCACACAUCUAGGCCACGUCUAGGUGCUCUUGGCAGCCCCGGAGACUGUGGGUUGCGGCUGCACAUGGGUAUGUUAUAUGCCGUGGUCUUCCCCGUCUGUCAAUACCCGUGAACUGAGAGCAGCUUCUCGCUGUGAUAGCCAUCCCUCACCUUCCAGAAAUAUUAUGUGCUGUGGAGUCGCCCUACCUGUAUCAAACGUUGUGAUCUGUUCCCAGUUAGGACUGCAGUUCCUUCAUCCCAUAUCCCAGAGCUUGUUCCACCCUGCAGCUGUCUAACCAGGGUGCUCCGUAUGCUCUUGCGCCAACCAGAGCCUCCCAAAGUGAGCAGGUCUUUGGGCUGCCCCUGUUCCAGAAACCCUUAGUCAGCACUCUGCAGAUGUCACUUCUGAUCAGGUCUGGUAGGUGGAGCUGAGGCAUUCAAAAACCCUUCAUUUCAAAACCCAUAACCAGUUCAGAAGGCAUUGUUCUGGCCGUGGCACCAGGGGCAGUGUGCAGGUCUCCUUCUGCACCAGCUCACAGAACGCUGAGAGCAAGUUGUGUGCAGGUGAGACCUGUCUUCAGGCAUGAUGUGCAGUGCAGCAGCUGGUGGAAUAAUGUACUAAUGGCGACAGCACCCUUCAUCCUGUGUGCAGGCUUGGAAAAGUUCUUUGUUUUCCUGCAGAUUAUGCUGGGUUUUGCCAGAGCACAUUGGCAUGAUCCCUCCGCCCCAAGAUUGUCAGCUAACCUGAGGAUGGGAGGACAGCUGGGGCAGGAUACAAGCACAAGAAUUCAGUAGUAGUGCUCACCUGAUACGGCCUCCUUCUGAUCACAUACCCAAAUGAGAGGCAAGCCGGCAGGAGAAGGAUGUGAUUAAAGCAGUAGGGAAAAUAAGGUAAAACCAAAAGAAAAAUGAUAUCGGAAAAAUAGAAACAAAGUGCUGGAAAGUCAUAUGUAUCGGUCAGGGAAAGAUAAUUUGGUUCUAUAUAAUGCUAGCAGGGGGCUUGGAGAACAGAUUUCAUCAUUCCUACCAGCUUGCUCCAGGGACUGGAGAGUGUAACAGGAGGUUCCAUAAAACAUUCUGGUUUGUACUAGCAGCAUUUUGCCUGAAUAAUGUAACAGAUAACUGGAAAGACUUUUUUUUUUCCAGUUAUGUAUAUAUAUAUGUAUAUACAUAUAUAUGUACAUAUAUGUAUAUAAAGGGCACUGGAGGCAGAGCAGAUUUUUACUGGGUCUACCCUAGUUUCUAUGUCACACUUGUCUCUGAGGAGAUGUUUUAAGCUGGACCUGGGAAGAAGGCAGCAUGCACUGGUCUGGCCAGGGAGAAGCACCCUGUGCCCACACUCCCGCCCCUUAAGGCAGUAGCGCCAGCUGCCUUAAGCUGGCUGUCAUGGAUGGACACCAUGAACAUUGAGAUGGGGAGCAAACCCUAAGUGACAGAACACUGUAUUAAUCCAAGGGGGCUGUGAGGCUUCUCAAACAACUGUUUUUUUGAGUCCUUUCAGCUGGACCAGCAGCCUCUGGGGCUUCUCUUCCCUCACUCCAUUAGCUGAUCUACUCCUUUCAUUUGCACCAGGACUUCAUCACCUGAGGAGCUAGCAUGUUGAACAAGAAAUUACCCACUUACCAGAAACAAUCCCAUGUUUUUUAACUUCUGUUUACUCCAGUUCGCCAUACCAUGUUCUUGCCACCAGUGGACUGAUCCAGGAGCAGCAGAGAGGAGCCAUGGUGCCCAGUGCUGCUCAGCCAGUAGGCCCAAGCUUAUGAGGAGAGUACAGGGCUGGGCUUCAGGAUGUUCCUCUGCAUCAGGCUCUAGAAGCACUGGGACUGCUAUGCAGUGGACCUAGCUCCCAGAUGGGGAGGCACAGCUGCUCAGGCCCCAUGUAGAUCAGGGACUGAAAACUGCAGAGCAUCAAGAAACAACAGUCUACCUGGUUUUGUGGGGGAACACAAAAUAAUAUACAUUCACUCAUGAACGCACUUCUCUGAAGCAGUCCCUGGUCUUGGGGCUGCACAAGGAGCUGUGUGAGGAACCAUGUGGCUGUAAAUCUCUCUAAGGAGCCCUCUAAGGACACUUUAAUCUGAGUGCAAUGCCUGGAGCCAGACAAAGCCUCAGACCCUCAGUGGAGAGAUGGAUGCUCAGCAGGGAGGAGCAGCCCUUGUGGGUAUCACACUACCUUUCCCACUGUGCCCUUCAUCACUCCUGUGUUAUCUAUCCAACUUUCCCUCAGGGCCCGCUGCCCAUCCCUUCUCUUGGCUUCAGGUCCUUGCAUCACGCACUGUGUCUACAUCCUCCGGCCAUGGCCAUUUGAGAAAGGGGAGACGCAGCCCCAUCACAAUUGCUCAGCCCUGGUCCUACGGCCACAGCCCCACAUGUGCUCCUUUCUCUGGCUUGUGUCUCCUCCGGUCUGUGCAACGCUUCAUGGGGCACCAAAACCUUGUGAUGUAUCCUGUGUUCCACUCUUUUCCCAGUGUUGUGUUGAAGCCAGUAUUCAACGUUCAUUCUCCAUGAGGAAAGCCUAUAAGGACCAUUCAAUUAAGUGAAAUAUAAUUAAGUGAGAUUUAGCAGGAAUUAUAGGCUUAUAGUCUUAGAGAUUAUAUUUAAGAAGGAAUAAAGAUGUUUUAUUAUAAUGUUGUGAGA